Molecule: messenger RNA, 1757 nt
Organism: Clupea harengus (Atlantic herring)
Lineage: Eukaryota; Metazoa; Chordata; Actinopteri; Clupeiformes; Clupeidae
Gene: rxfp3.3a1
Product: relaxin family peptide receptor 3.3a1
Biological process (GO): positive regulation of cytosolic calcium ion concentration; immune response; G protein-coupled receptor signaling pathway
Cellular component (GO): membrane; external side of plasma membrane
Molecular function (GO): C-C chemokine receptor activity; C-C chemokine binding
Source: RefSeq, a predicted model, not a curated record
GAAGCACCCUGCGCAUAAAGUUCUCAGGCACCAGAGAAUAGAGUAUGCGUUGUUUUGGCGUUAUUAUCCUCAAUGCUGGGUCUUUUUGAGAGACAGAGGAGUGAUGCAGCUGUGCGCAUUACGCACCGUCUUCUCCUGAGGCAUCCCUAUAGCAGAUGAAAUGGAAGACAUAAACCAAAGCGGAAUAAUAAACAAGUCGUUAACGGAUCAAGACCGUUUUCGACGCUUGGAAGAUAUCGACGUUACAGCCUAUGAAAGUCCCGUAUUGAGGUUAUUGAUCUCGGUCACCUAUUCGAUUGUAUGCGCUGUGGGUCUAGUCGGAAACUUGCUGGUCUUGUUCCUCAUCAGAGUAAGACAAGAGAGACGGAAGUCUAACAUAAACUUUUUCAUUCUUAAUUUAGCAGCUACGGACUUCCAGUUUGUACUAACUCUGCCUUUUUGGGCUGUGGACACUGCUUUGGAUUUCAGCUGGCCAUUUGGAGAUGCCAUGUGCAAGAUUGUACUCUCCGUCACUGUCAUGAACAUGUAUGCAAGUGUGUUUUUCCUGACUGCAAUGAGCAUUACUCGGUACUGGUCGGUUGCCUCUGCGCUGAAAGAUCGAACCCGAAAGAGAUCUUGUUCGGUGAAAUGGGUCGGUGUGGCACUUUGGGUUUUGGCCACUGUAGCCACAGCACCAACAUCUAUUUUUUCAACUGUCACAAAUGUUGCUGGAGAAAAACUCUGUCUUCUAAAGUUUCCAGAUGGACAAUACUGGCUAGCUGUCUACCACCUACAGAAAAUUUUAAUAGCAUUUGUCAUACCUAUGGUACUCGUUUCAAUCAGUUAUUUGAUGUUAGUGAGACUUGUCCGUCGUUGCAGUAUGAAGAAUAAUUCUAGACGAAUAACAAAAGUAACCAAAUCAGUCACCAUUGUCGUUCUGUCGUUCUUUCUUUGCUGGAUGCCUAACCAUGCCAUUACAUUCUGGGGUGUUCUAGUCAAAUUGAACGCUGUCUAUUGGGAUAAAACAUAUUAUAUGAUUCAUACCUACGUAUUCCCAGUGACUAUAUGUCUUGCUCAUGCCAACAGCUGUUUGAACCCAAUUAUUUAUUGUCUCAUGCGGAAGGAGUUCAGGAAAAAACUAAAGGAUUUGGUCUCUCGCAAAUGACCGUUCUUCUUUGCCCUCUGGGAGUUGAGUUUUGAUACACUGGACUUCACAGUCUCUUCGCACUGAAGUAAUUUUGCAUAGGCCUGACAUGAAAGCAAAUGCACAUCAGUACUGUAUGUAUUUGUGUGAUGCAUAUGUGUUGGGGUUAUGGUUCAUGUGGGGUUUUAAAGUGUAAAACGCAGUACACAAAGUGAAAGAAGAUGUCAUUGAAUUUGAUGCUUGUAUUGAAUAUCUGAUGCAUCUGAUGUAUAAGGUGCUAUAUGUCAUGCAUGCAGUUAUCCUACGUGAUGAUGUUUAUUGUGAAAACUUCACUUCUUUGACUAAGCACAUGAGUAACGCUCAUCAAAACUGACGCCUAAGAAAAAUAAAUAAAUAUAGUCAUAUUCAUUGUGAAUCAGUGGUUUACCACCAGUAAUUAACAGUAUCACCACAAUUGACAUAAUUGAGCAGUCAUUUGUCAAGGGUUAGUCAACAUUCUGCUUCAAGCAUGUGUGUAUGUAUAUAGAGGUGGUGGGGGUGGGUGUUUACAUGCCCAGCCUGAUCAUGACGUCUGUGUUAUAUAAAUGUAAUUGUAAUAAAGCGUAAUAACAAUGUGAAUAUGCUCUCUACUUAU